AUGAAUUCAUUGAAACAAGAAGAAGUCAACGAUGGUGGUAGGCGAGUACCAUUACUCGAUAAUGAUGAUGGCAAUGACAACAAUACUUAUCAAACUCAAUCGUCUUCAGGGUCAUAUUGUAUCACCACUCGAUAUGUCGUGGCUGUUUGGGUCUUUUUCGGCUUUUUUUGUUUGUAUUCACUUCGAAUUAAUUUGUCUGUCGGCAUUGUGGCCAUGACAUUACCGCAAAGUGUUACAAAUGAAUCAAUUCAAGCGUGUCCAUUCACUGAUAAUAAUAAUAGUAAUAAUAAUAAUAGUUCAUCACAAAUGAUAUCUAUCGAAGGCAAAUUGGAUUGGUCACCAAAAACACAAGGUUACGUUUUGAGCUCGUUCUUCUAUGGUUAUCUACUCACACAAAUCAUAGGAGGUAAUCUCGCCGAACAAUUUGGUGCCAAAUGGAUAUUUGGUGGUAGUAUUCUAGGUGCUGGCAUUCUAACAUUACUAAUACCACUUGCUGCUCGAAUUCAUGCUGGUGUACUUAUUGCUAUUCAAAUAUUGAAUGGCGCAUUUCAAGGUCCAGCUUUUCCAAGUAUCGCUGCAUUGUGGGGCCGAUGGAUUCCUCCAUUCGAACGAAGUAUUGUCCCACCCGCAGCUUCUGCAGGCAAAGAAUUCGGUGUUGCGAUUAUAACUCCAUUAGUUAGUCUACUCUGUGCGUCAACAUUUUUAGGUGGAUGGCCAUCGGCUUUUUAUGUCACCGGUCUAUUUGCGUGUGUCUGGUUCAUUGGAUGGUGUUUUUUUGCGUACAAUUCACCUUCAGAACAUCCUCGUAUAGCAUUCGAGGAAAAAACAUUUCUUCUUCAAUGUGUACCAAAGCCAAAAAAGAUUCGUACACCUUGGUUUCAUAUUGCUACUUGUAUACCACUUUAUGGAAUUGCAAUCAAUCAUAUUUGCUACAAUUUUGUCUAUUAUAUAUUGCUUACUUCACUGCCGACAUAUUUCUCGACAAUUCUACGAUUCGAUUUGCGACGGAAUGGAUUAGUAUCUGCUAUUCCCUUUAUGUUUCACCUCUUGUUUGCUAUUGUCUCGGGUCAAAUAGCUGACCGAGUACGAAGAAAAAGAAUCCUAUCGACAACAGUCACAAGAAAAUUACAAACUAUCAUCGGCGCUUGUGGAACAUCUGUGUUUCUUGUCCUAGUCGGUUAUAUCGGAUGUAAUCAUACAUUGGCCGUUGUCUCUAUUAUUCUUGCCAUUGCAUUCAUGGGUUUUCAAAAUUCUGGUAGUAUCAUUUCAUAUUUGGAUAUUGCAAAUAAUUAUGCAGGUACACUCUGCGGAAUUACCAAUACAUUGGCUACGAUUCCAGGCUUUGUGGGACCAACGUUUGUCGGUUGGAUAACAAAUAAGAAUCAAACAAUUAAAGCAUGGCGUAUCAUCUUCAAUGUCUCAUCCGGUAUAGGUCUUGUUGGAUGUCUUGUAUAUUGUCUUCUCUUCAAUGGCGAAGAACAAGAGUGGAAUCGACUCAACCAGACACAAGCUACCAAAAGCGCGCAUAAACGCACCAAAAAGCAAAUUUCGGCUGCUUAA
Messenger RNA from Rotaria sordida, 1560 nucleotides. NCBI's taxonomy places the organism in Eukaryota, Metazoa, Rotifera, Eurotatoria, Philodinida, Philodinidae. The record is from the annotation of a GenBank genome assembly.